Messenger RNA from Eremothecium gossypii ATCC 10895, 828 nucleotides. Its product is annotated as AEL236Cp. Bases 1 to 828 code for a protein of 275 amino acids. The record is from RefSeq and is marked provisional. Lineage: Eukaryota; Fungi; Ascomycota; Saccharomycetes; Saccharomycetales; Saccharomycetaceae. The transcript has a single exon.
AUGGAGCUGAGGCGGAGCAAUAGGCUGCGCAAGACAAACAAAGAGGCCGUGGCAGAGGAGCAGUCCUCUUCGGAGGAGGAGGGAGAUGGGUUCAGACGCAGCGGUGAGCGGAUGAAGCGGCGGGUGCGGCCGCGGCGGGCAGAUGCGACGGCGGGGUCAGGCCUCCGGCGAGACGUGGAAGAGGCACUGGGCGUGCUGCCGCGGCCGCGCUACUACUUUGCAGACGGGGCGCGGGCGCGAGGAGCGGUGCGGUGGGGCGUGGAGAGCGGUGCGGUGGAUCGCACGGCGGGGAUGCUGGACGGGUGGCUGUCGAAGCAUGGCGAAAAUGCAGUUGGGCCGGAAACGGCGGCGGCGGUAGCGCGGAUAGCGCGGCAGCUGCGGCAGCUGGGCAGGGAAGUGGCGGCAGCACCGGCCGAGGAGGACACGGCGAGCCUCCUGGAGCGAGUGGUGGCGGACGGGACACGGCAGGACGAGGUGUGCCAGCAGCUGACGGGGCUGAUCGAUGGCCUGGCGGAGGCCGCAGACGAGGAGUGGAUCGCGGCCCUGGCGCGGAUCCAUGAGCUGGACCUGCAGGACAUCGCCGACAUGCCGGCGCCGCGGCCGCCGAAGCGCGGGGCUGCUGCGCAGGCGGGGCCCUGCUCGCGGCGGGCAGACUUGCAGUUCGUGAUCAACAAGUGGAACAAACUGCUGACGCGCGAGCGGAAUCUGGCGCUGUACUGGCCCUCCAAGGCCCCGCGCAAAGACAGCGGGCACAUGUCUCCGGCGGCACAGGCGCUCUCGCAGGAGGACCCGCGCGACAAGUUCCGCGACGUUCCGCUCUUCUCGUAG